Cucurbita pepo subsp. pepo (vegetable marrow) is the source of this 2897-nucleotide messenger RNA. It is a transcript of the gene NEDD1, whose product is annotated as Transducin/WD40 repeat-like superfamily protein. Gene Ontology annotation, cellular component: kinetochore microtubule. Gene Ontology annotation, biological process: regulation of mitotic spindle organization; positive regulation of cytokinesis; cell plate assembly. NCBI's taxonomy places the organism in Eukaryota, Viridiplantae, Streptophyta, Magnoliopsida, Cucurbitales, Cucurbitaceae. Gene Ontology annotation, molecular function: gamma-tubulin complex binding; protein binding. The record is from RefSeq and is a predicted model, not a curated record.
GAAAGGAAAAAAAGAACAUGAAAAUCCACUUCCCGUUUCUCUAAUCCGUUCUUAUUGUUAUUGUCUUCCCCCUUUCUUCCGAGAAUAGUAAUUUCCGAUUUCUUCUAUAUUCUCGGUAAAAUUCUUCGGUAAUUGGGAAGCUUGGUGGCUCCUCUACAUUUUCUUCCUAAACCUCCGUUUUGUAGACACAACUCAUGACUUCGGGUGAUCCAUCAAUGGCAUUACUGGCUGCAAGUGCUGGAGAUACUGUAAAACUGUUUGAUGUUUCUGCUUAUUCCAACGAUCUGGGCGAUCCGUGCACUUUGAGCUACACUCCCUCGCCGGGUUACCAAGUCAAUUCAGUGAAGUGGAAUCAUACAAAUUUGGUUGUGGCCAGUGCCGGCGACGAUAAGAAGAUCUCCCUGUGGCGGAAGAAUGGUCAGAGCAUGGGAACCAUUCCAAUUGCUGGUAGUGACGGUGGAGAUAACAUAGAGGAAUCCAUAUUUUCUAUAAGUUUCAGCAACAAGGUUUCCAGGUAUAUGUGUACUGGAGGGAGUGGUCAUGUUGUAAGAAUAUGGGAUUUGCAGAGAAAACGAUGUAUAAAAUGGUUGAGAGGACAUACCAAUACUAUAACAGGAGCUAUGUACAAUUGUAAAGAUGAGCACCUUGCUUCAAUCAGUCUUAGUGGGGAUCUUUUACUUCACAAUCUUGCAUCUGGUGCAAGGGCUGCUGAACUUAAAGACCCUAAUGAACAGGUAUUGAGGGUGCUCGACUAUUCUCGUAUUAGCAGACAUCUUUUGGUGACUGCAGGUGACGAUGGAACUGUACAUCUAUGGGACACAACUGGCCGUAACCCUAAGGUUUCUUGGCAGAAACAACAUUCUGCACCAACUGCUGGAAUUAGCUUCUCACCAUCUAAUGAUAAGACUCUUGCUAGUGUUGGGCUCGAUAAGAAGUUGUACACUUACGACUCGGGAUCAAGGAGACCAUCUUCUUUCAUUGCUUAUGAGGCACCUUUCUCAUCAAUGGCUUUCAGAGAUGAUGGUUUGAUACUUGCUGCUGGAACAAGCAAUGGGCGUGUGGUUUUCUAUGAUGUUCGUGGGAAACCAGAGCCUUACAUUGUUCUUCGUGCUUAUAGUAGCUCAGAGGCAGUUACAAGUAUAUCAUGGCAGAGGUUAAAACCUGUAAUUGUAAAUGAAGGCAAUUGCACUGCUGACGUUGCUCUUUUGGGAGGUGCUAUUGAAGAUUCAAUUCUCAUGCCUGACCCACUUCCGUCUGUGACUACAUCCACCGUUGCUCUGUCCACAACAACAUCCAGUUCUCGAAAUCCUGGCCAUUCAGGUCUAACUUUUGAAGCUUCACUAACAGAAACUUCCAGCACAAUCUCAACUGCAGAGGAAACGCCACAUCGUAGCCAUUUGCGGCCAGGGGGAAGCUUAACCAGGUUACAUGCUCCUCGCUCCAAUUACAACUUCAAGGAUGAUAUGGAGGUUUUUUCUCCCCUUGUGGAUGUUCAGCCAAUCACACCUUCACUGGAUAAGCUGUGGGAUGAUCAAAAUGGACUGAAGAAGGACCAUCCAUUUGACAAGAAACCUCUACCUUUGUUGUUUCCUUCAUCAAGUAGGAGGUUCUCUUCUAUUGAGGAUGGGCCAAGUGAUCAUCCAAUAUUUAAUUGGAAAUCUUCAUCUUCCAAACAGGAUGAUUCUCGAUCUUCUUCUGCUCAAUUGGGUUCCACUCCUGCUCCUACCUUGAAUUCUAAGAAUGAAGACUCAUCUAUUACUCCUCCGGAAGCUUGGGGCGGCGAGAAAUUAUCUGAUAAAUUUGCCCAACUGAGGCAGCCAGCGACUUUACCAUCGCGUUUUGGGAUGUUGGCUUCAAGUUCAAAUAGUCAGACAUCAAGUUCAAUGAUUUCUGGAUUACAAGAUCCGUCAUCAUCAAUUAGCCAAAGCAGCAUCACUUCUUUGACAAAUUUGAAUUUCAGCUACCCAAAUAUGCGCACAAAAGAUGUAAUCUCACAAGAAGUUUCGUUGUCAAUUCCUGAACACUUUUCUACUACUGCUGCAUCUUUGUCUCUUGGCACCAGAGGAACCAUUGGACUGAGCAACCAAGAUUCACCUAGAACCACAACUAUGACCCUGCCUCGUAGAUUUUCUACAUAUGCAGAGAGGUUAAGCACUACGUCAUCUUUCAGUGAUGGGCUUCCAGUAGGCGUAGGCUCACCGAAAACAAAGAAAAUGGGUUCUGAGACUAGGGAAGAAGUUUUGAAUAACCUAUCAAAGUUUGAUACAUUAUCUGUCACAGAAUCAGGGAUUCUUCCUGCAAUGAACGGAGGGCCGUUGCAACAACAGAAGGCAUUGCAGACAGAUGCCCAACAAGGAAAUUCAUUUACACUUCAGCUUUUUCAACGCACUUUGGAAGAAACUCUGGACUCCUUUCAGAGAUCCAUACAUGACGACAUGAGGAACCUUCAUUUAGAGAUUCUGAGACAGUUUCAUAUGCAGGAGAUGGAAAUGUCAAGUGUGACGAGUUCCAUGCUGAAAAAUCAAGCAGAGCUGAUAAAAGAGGUGAAGUCUCUAAGGAAAGAAAACCAGCAGCUUCGAAAUUUACUUGGAUCUUAGGAGUUCAAUGGGUGAAAUUGGGUUACAAUCCGGACUUAUCUUCCUUUCAGCGUUGUAAUCGGCCAUUUUGUUGCUUCCAUCCGCAGGUGAAUGGUUUUCAUUUCUUUGAACCUGUACAGAAAUAUGAUUUUCAGCUCUCAUCAAAUGAAUAUUGUAUUUCUUAGCCUAUAUAUAACCACUGAGUGUAUAAUUUAACAGAGAUAGUAGAUGCAUUUCUGUGAGUUUUUUGGAUGCAUCCUCGUCCACAUCCACCGAAAUAUGAAACUUUACUAACCGGUAAUCUAACAUAUCAUUAAGUGA